UAUGGCGGCUGAAGCUGUGCCCAUGAGGUAGAGCAGCGGACAGCGGUAUUCAUUUCACCGGAGUGCGAGGUGAAUGAAAUAGUCACGAGCCAUGGCUGGGGUGUUCGACAUAGACUUGGACCAGCCGGAGGAAAUCGUGUCUGACGACGAGCUGGAGGAAACUCAGCACAGUGAGUGCAUGGAGCAGUGCAGUGGUUUUGAAUUUAACAUGGAUGACUGUGAGAAGUUUGAAAUCUCGGAGAACAGCGUGAACAAAGGAACUGAAAGCAUCCGGCCAGAUUGCUUUGAGCUGCUUCGGGUGCUCGGCAAGGGCGGUUAUGGAAAGGUUUUUCAAGUUCGAAAAGUCACUGGAGCUGCAUCUGGCAAGAUAUUUGCCAUGAAGGUCUUAAAGAAGGCCAUGAUCAUUCGUAAUGCCAAGGAUACGGCUCACACUAAGGCAGAACGCAGCAUCCUGGAGGAGGUCAAACAUCCCUUCAUUGUGGACCUCAUUUACGCCUUCCAGACGGGCGGGAAGCUGUACCUCAUUCUCGAAUACCUAAGUGGUGGGGAACUCUUCAUGCAGUUGGAACGAGAGGGGAUUUUCAUGGAGGACACUGCAUGCUUUUAUCUAGCAGAGAUUUCCAUGGCUCUUGGCCACUUACAUCAGAAUGGCAUCAUCUACAGAGACCUGAAGCCAGAAAACAUCAUGCUCAACAGUCAAGGUCAUGUGAAGCUGACAGAUUUUGGCCUUUGCAAAGAAUCAAUCCAUGAUGGAACAGUCACCCACACCUUCUGUGGAACCAUAGAGUACAUGGCUCCAGAAAUUCUGAUGAGAAGUGGACACAACCGGGCUGUGGAUUGGUGGAGCCUGGGAGCCUUGAUGUACGACAUGCUGACGGGCGCGCCACCUUUCACAGGUGAAAACAGGAAAAAGACUAUAGACAAAAUCCUAAAGGGUAAACUGAACCUCCCACCCUACCUCACACAGGAAGCCCGGGACCUUCUAAAAAAGCUGCUUAAAAGAAACGCCUCUUCGAGGCUGGGGGCCGGACCAGGUGAUGCCUCAGAAGUGCAGAGCCACCUCUUCUUCAGACUUAUCAACUGGGAGGACCUCCUUGCCCGCAAAGUGGAGCCCCCAUUUAAGCCAAUGCUGCAAUCUGCAGAUGACGUGAGCCAAUUUGACUCCAAGUUCACCAGUCAGACUCCUGUAGACAGCCCUGACGAUGCAACGCUAAGUGAGAGCGCCAAUCAGGUCUUCCUGGGUUUCACUUAUGUUGCCCCUUCUGUAUUGGAAAACAUGAAGGAGAAAUUUUCAUUUGAGCCAAAAAUUAGAUCACCUCGACGAUUUUUGGGGAGCCCAAGAACUCCAGUGAGUCCUGUGAAGUUCUCUGGUGGCGACUGCUGGACCCGAUGCCUCAAGCAGCCCACUGCUCCAUCGCUGCUUUCUCCCACAGAAUUGGCCAUGGAGGUGUCUUCUGUGGAGAAUAUGGAGGUGAUGGCCAGUACUGAGGCAACGGCCCCACUGCCCAUUCGCCAGCCUGGUGGCAUUGGUUCCACACUGAAAACGCAAGCAUAUCCCAUGAUGGCCAAGAGGCCGGAGCACCUGCGCAUGAAUUUAUGACCUCCCACCAGGCCUUUUUGUUUUUUUUUGUUUUUUUUUUUUUAAACCCACAUCAUAGGAAAGCCUGGCACCUACUCAAUUGCACAUGAUCUCCCUUUCCUCAAGCAACUCCACCUCCCACACCAUGUGGAUGAUGGCCAGGCAUGCGACACUGAGCCAGAUGCAGGUGGCUGCAGUGUAGUCUUGAACUUAGAACACAUGCACGUUUCAGUGCCUCGCGAGCUGGAUUAAGUUGGACUGCGCUUUACUCUGGAUCCUAAAAUACUUCUAAGAACUAUAUGCUUGGACUUACAAAAUAAUGUGCACCAAUGUGCAAACUAAGAAUUAUACUGUGUGCCAUUUCAGUUGAUGAGUUUCUGCUGAACUUCCAUGGCACAGAUGAAUAUUUCACAGUAUUGCUCUGGAUGCAGUGCUUUUACAUUCAGAAUGAAAUGAUGCAAAUCAUUAAUUUGAAAUUGUAACCAGGAUGAUACUAAAUGGACUCUCUGCUCAGGGGUUUCCCCUGAAAGUUGUUUGUGUCUUCAUUGUUUGAUAAAAAAAAAAAUGCAGCCAAAAUGCUAUUAAGACAGCAACUCAGUACAUUAUGGCCGCAAUAAAACGAGAAUGUUUAAUUUUUAUAUAUUCUCACUUUUAAUCUUGCAUUAAUUUGUACCCCCCCUUUAUUUCUCUGGAUUUUUGUUGAACCAUAUGACUUGGGUGAUGGGAUGGGUUGAUAAAAUU
Scleropages formosus (Asian bonytongue) is the source of this 2320-nucleotide messenger RNA. Its product is annotated as ribosomal protein S6 kinase beta-1-like. The transcript is spliced from 15 exons. NCBI's taxonomy places the organism in Eukaryota, Metazoa, Chordata, Actinopteri, Osteoglossiformes, Osteoglossidae. Bases 92 to 1600 code for a protein of 502 amino acids. Gene Ontology annotation, biological process: signal transduction; protein phosphorylation. The record is from RefSeq and is a predicted model, not a curated record. Gene Ontology annotation, molecular function: ATP binding; protein serine/threonine kinase activity.